CUCUCAAGGCUCUGCUCCUUCCCGCGUGCACGCGACGGUGGGCAGGGAUUGCGCAGGCGCACCUGGGCCCUCCGGCCCCUCGUUGCCUUAGUAACCGCUAGAGCCGCCGGCGCUGAGGGCGCCGCCUCUUCUUAAGAUGGAGCCGUAUAAGCCGGACCCCGAAUUCCAGCGGAUCUACCACCGGUUGCUGCGUCCGUUGUCGCUCUUCCCCAGCAGGACGACACGCACAGCGUCUCAGGAGCACCUCUCGAAGGAGGUCCCGAUGCUACUGCCUUUACCGGUUCCACGGCUGACGGCGGAGUUGGUCUGCCGCCAGGUAGCCGAGCGGCUGACCAAAAGCGGGCUGGAGGCGCGGGCGCCUCACGAGGUACGGCUCCGUUUCACCGAGGUCAUCCUGGACGAGAUAAAGUGCAGCUGGCAGGAGCCCCCCCCCGAACUUGGCAUGAGUCACCUGAACAAUCAGAGGCUACGGAAGCGGCUCCUGAUCUACGUGCUGCUCAGCUGCGAGCAGCUCUUCGUACGCUACCUGCACCUCCAGAAGCUCAUGUCGACCUCCGCAGUCGUCUUCACUGAAUCAGCCACGCUUACCCGCUUGGCCGCCAGCCUCGCCAGGGACUGCACAGUUUUACUCACCGGCCCCGACGUCUACCGUAGCCUGCUCUCUGACUUCCUUGCCCUGCUCAAAGAAGAGCAGGCCCGAGUCUCCGCGCCCAGACUGCGCGCCGCUGGCCUUGGGGCUUACAGGCUCUUCCAGGUCCCAUGGCAUCACAUCACUGGCGUCACCCAAGUGCCGCAUUUCAACCUCAGCCUGAACUACCUCAUCCAACUCAGCCGCCCGCGAGACCUUGUCAGUGAGCCUGAAAAGGAUCCAAUGAAGGAAUUGAAGUCCAUUCCCCAGCUGAAGAAGAAGAAGCCUCUGCGCUGGCUGUCCUCCAUGCAAAAGAGGAGAGAAAGCACCUUCAGUUCACAGAUUGCAUCACCGCCUGGGACCUCUGUGGCUCCCCGCAGACGGGCUCCCCCCACCUCGCACUUGCCCCUCUACUCCCAGCUCCAGAGGGGCCAGUCCAUGCCCUCUCUGCGUGAGGGUUGGAGGCUAGCAGAUGAGCUGGGCCUUCCUCCACUCAGUCCUCGCCCCUUAACUCCAUUGGUCCUGGUGGCAGAGAGCAAACCAGAGCUGGCAGGGGACACGGUGGCUGAGGACCUGAAGCAGAUGAUGAAGAAUAUGCAGCUGGGGUGGUCUCAGUACUCACCGCUGGACUCAGGGCUGCCCCCACUCCUGGGGGCCCUGACCUACCGCCCAGCUGCUAGCCAUCACCUAGAAGAGCUGCAGAGAAUGUUGAACAGCCUUGAGGAGCAAGAGGCCUCGGAACAUCGGGGCCUCCAGUCCCCUAAACCCCCUCAGCUUGAACCACAGCCAGUGACUGUUACUUUGAAGCUAAGAAAUCAGAUGGUCCAGAUAGCUGCUGUACAGGUCUCAGGAAGAAACUUUUUGGAUUCCUUCCACAUUGAGGGGGCCGGUGUGCUAUACAACCACCUUACUGGUGAACUGGAACCCAAACUUAUUGAGCAAAUGGAUAUGGAUCGCACUUUUGGCAGUAGCAUCAGGGAAGUCUACAAGGAGCUGAUGAGCCGUGUCUCUAACAACCACUUCACUUUUGACCAGGGGCCCCUGGUUGAGCCUGCAGCCAAUAAAGACUGGUCAGCCUUCCUGUCCUCAGCCUUCCUGCGUCAAGAAAAACAGCAUCGUAUCAUCAACACCAAGCUGGCUGAACUUUAUCCCCAGAAAGCAAGCGCUUUACAGUCCAAUGCAGAUAAGAUGUCCUCCUUCACAUCACUCCAACCAAGUAAAAGCUGGGACAGGUGGUCAAACAAGGCCAGAUGGCUGAACUGGUGGAAAAGCACUUUGUCUGUGGGUGACUAUUUUAAGUACCUCACCACCCAGGAGACAGAUUUCCUCCAUGUCAUCUUCCAAAUGUAUGAAGAGGAGGGUCCUGUGGAGACCGUGGCCCCUAUCAAAGAAUCCAUAAAGAUCCAACACCCACCCCCUUUGCUAGAAGACGACGAGCCAGAUUUUGUGCCAGGAGAGUGGGACUGGGACAUGGUGCUGGAACACAGGCUAGAAACUAAGAGCAGCCUCCUGGAAGAGUCUCACAAAAUCCUGAGCCUGCAGAAGCGUCUGGAGCGGGUUUGGUCCAUGCUUGACGUUCCAGAGAAGGACCGGCUGGACAUGGCCAUCAAAUACAGCUCCAACGCCCGCCUGAGGCAGCUGCCGGCACUGGUGAGUGCCUGGGAAAGGACCUUGCAGCCCAUCCAGCUGCGGGAGAUACUGCUGGGGAGACUGGAGUGGUUUGAGCGGCAAGCCUCUGACCCUAACCGCUUCUUCCAAAAGACUGAUAUGGGCCUGAGUCGCUUCCUGGAGGAGAAUCAGAUCCGCAGCCAUUUCCAAAGGAAGCUCCGUAUGGUGGAGGCUCCUUUGGUUCCCCUCCUGGAGGAGAUCGAGUUAGUCUUUGGUGAGCCGGUGACCUUCAAGGGGCGGCGCUACCUGGACAAGAUGAAGCACGACAAAGUGGAGAUGCUCUACUGGCUGCAGCAGCGGCGGCGGGUCCGCCACCUAACCCGGGCCAAAAGGGCCUCCCAUCAGUCGGUCCUGUCCACCAAGCUCAGCGGCCAUCCUUUAAUAGCCCCAGGGAAUACUCCCAUUACUCUUUGACCGAACCAAGCACCCUCAGAUCUCUCUGUCACCCCCAUACACACAGCAGCUCAUCCAGACCUCUUGACUGCUUUGAAAGAAAUAUCUGGGAGGGCAGGGUUCAGGAAAUCUGCAUUCCAGCUACCAAGGGACUGACAUUAACACUGUAUUUUGACCACAAGUUCUCAUAAAAGAAGCCCCAAGCCCAGUAGUCCCAUUUCUGUCAAGCCAUGCACAUUACAGCCAAAGUCUCAUGUAUCAAAAGAACUGGGACCAUCCCUUGGAGUUCAUUGUAAUGGGAAAUGUCAGACAGACAGAAACCA
Capra hircus (goat) is the source of this 3012-nucleotide messenger RNA. It is a transcript of the gene CCDC87, whose product is annotated as coiled-coil domain containing 87. The record is from RefSeq and is a predicted model, not a curated record. The transcript has a single exon. NCBI's taxonomy places the organism in Eukaryota, Metazoa, Chordata, Mammalia, Artiodactyla, Bovidae. The coding region runs from base 137 to 2710 and encodes 857 amino acids.